AUGGAAGACCCUCAACUUGCGCCUGUCACUGUACUCAAACGACCUUCACCUACCACUCAGGAGAAGGACCGCGAAGCUCAGAAGUCUGGCAAACUGACAUCUUUAAAUUCUGAACAGGUCGAUCACGACGCCAUCUACAAUCGUUUCCUCAACGCCAAGGUUGAACUUACUCAACAGGAACUCUGCGCUAUCUCUCCAGAGAUUUCUAGGCGAGUUGUCAUGGAUAACAAGCCUACCAGGUCUCAACUCAAGGAAAACAAGGAGCAAGAACCUACCGGACCUACCGUUGCAAGAAUUGUUGGCGACAAUGCACCAGCACCGAAGCUUCCAUCGUGCAUCACAGAAGUUCGCCAGAGUCUCAUCAAGAUCAAUGCUGAAAUUAAUGGCAACACUAUACCUGCGGUCAUUGACACCGGCUCUAUGAUCAACAUCGUGCACAAGACCAUCUGGGAACAAUACAUCAAACGACCUCUCGACAGAUCUGUUACCUUCCCGUACCUAUCGACUGCGGAAGAGCAAGAACAAUCGCCCAAUUAUGGGUAUCGGAUUCUAUUGACUUCCCUCUUUUGCUAG
Messenger RNA from Punctularia strigosozonata HHB-11173 SS5, 573 nucleotides. RefSeq lists its product as uncharacterized. The record is from RefSeq and is a predicted model, not a curated record. Bases 1 to 573 code for a protein of 190 amino acids. Lineage: Eukaryota; Fungi; Basidiomycota; Agaricomycetes; Corticiales; Punctulariaceae. The transcript has 2 exons.